Phaethon lepturus (White-tailed tropicbird) is the source of this 1295-nucleotide messenger RNA. RefSeq names its product transmembrane protein 120B (gene TMEM120B). The record is from RefSeq and is a predicted model, not a curated record. Lineage: Eukaryota; Metazoa; Chordata; Aves; Phaethontiformes; Phaethontidae. Gene Ontology annotation, cellular component: nuclear inner membrane. The transcript is spliced from 12 exons. The coding region runs from base 1 to 993 and encodes 330 amino acids. Gene Ontology annotation, biological process: fat cell differentiation.
AUGACAGCGGUGGCCAGGAGGCAUCUGAACCCCCAGGCGCGGGAAACGCACAAAGUUUACAGGCAGAAACUGGAGGAAGUCACCAGCUUGCAGACAGCCUGCAGCACCUCCAUACACCGGCAGAAGAAGACACUAAGAGACCUGAAGCACAGCCUGCAACGGUGCAAGCCCAGAGCGAGUCCUGAAGAAUUUGCUCUCAUUCAGGAGAUCAGUACCCAGAUCAAGGAGAGGCAAAAUGCCUUCUUCGACAUGGAAGCCUACUUGCCGAAGAAGAACGGCUUGUACUUAAACCUGGUGCUGGGAAACGUGAAUGUAACUCUCCUGAGUAACCAAGCAAAGUUUGCCUACAAGGAUGAGUAUGAGAAGUUCAAGCUUUAUCUGACAAUAAUCUUGUUACUUGGAGCCGUCACCUGCAGGUUUAUUCUCCACUACAGGGUGACAGAUGAAGUGUUUAACUUUCUGUUAGUGUGGUAUUACUGCACGCUGACGAUACGGGAAAGCAUUCUCAUUAGCAAUGGAUCAAGGAUCAAAGGCUGGUGGGUGUCUCAUCACUACGUUUCCACGUUCCUGUCUGGAGUAAUGUUAACGUGGCCAGAUGGACUCAUGUAUCAAAUGUUUCGCAGUCAAUUUUUAGCGUUUUCGAUAUUUCAGAGUUGCGUUCAGUUCUUACAGUAUUAUUAUCAAAGGGGCUGCCUUUACAGACUCCGUGCUUUGGGGGAGAGAAACCACUUGGACCUUACAGUAGAAGGAUUUCAGUCCUGGAUGUGGCGGGGGCUGACAUUUCUCCUUCCCUUCUUGUUCUUUGGGCAUUUCUGGCAGCUGUAUAAUGCGAUCACGCUUUUUGGAUUGUCAAGGCAUAAGGAGUGCAAAGAAUGGCAGGUUUUUGUGUUGGCUUUCACGUUUCUGCUGCUCUUCCUUGGGAACUUCCUCACUACUCUCAAAGUGGUGCACACUAAGCUCCAGAAAAACAAAGACAAAAUGAAGAAGCUGUGACCCUCUCCUCCCCGGCGUGCCGGCUGCCAUCUCUCCGCCUGCAGUAGGUGCUGGGCUUGGGAUGGAUCCUGCUAAACCCCAGCUACACGAUGGGACGGGCUCAGAAGGACUCAUCCGUCCCUGUGUUUGGUGAAGGAUACGAACUCUGCCAGCACAGACUCAGUAUUACACAAGCAUGGCUCUCCAGUCUGCGGUCCUGCUAUUUAUGUAUAUUUAAUACAAAAUGUGUUUGCUUUUUUUUUUCUCUGUAUAUAGAGCAGCAUGCACCUGCCCAGCCAAGCCCCAACAUUGGGAGAAUGUGG